UAUUUAACACGUUUCUGGGAACAUCUGUUGCUUCAAUGAAUUUAAUACAAAUAGACGAACUUAAAAAUAAUUACAGAGCAUUGAACAUUGUUGACCUUUGGGAGAAGGUUGGGGUAGAUGCUAAAAUUAAAAUCGGCAUAUGCCCUAUGAAAAAUGCUGUGCACACACGGAAUUGGUACAGUGCAGUAAAUGUUCAAUGAUGGCCACUGAAAUAAAUGUGACAAUUUCUAUUGUUUGCCAAGAUUAAAGAAAAAACUAAGGAAACAGCGAAGCAUGGCUCUCAGCAAUUUAUUUUCUCAUUCUUCACCCAAAACUAAAUUUAAUGGCAGUGUUGAACAAGGCCUGCGAUCUUAUAAGAAACUCAAAUACUCUUCUUCUUCGCUUAUUUGUGUGCGAUGCCACUGCUCUACGACUUCCUUUUCCACCCAACUAGAAAUUCGCACAGGAGGAGAAAGCAAGUUCUUCCAUGGAAAUGUGGAUGGCAUUGCUGUACAUCGAAGUGUGGUUCGGUUAGGCUUGCCCAGCAAAGGUCGAAUGGCUGAAGAGAUCUUGGCUUUGCUUAAGGAUUGUCAGCUUGGAAUUAGACAGGCUAAUCCUCGACAGUAUGUUGCACAUGUCCCAGGGCUUUCUAACUUAGAGGUGUGGUUUCAACGGCCAAAAGAUAUUGUGCGGAAACUUAUGAGUGGGGAUCUAGAUCUUGGUAUCAUUGGAUAUGAUACAGUCUCUGAACACGGACAGGGAAAUGAGGACUUGAUUUUAGUCCAUGAUGCUCUUGAGUUUGGACAAUGUCGCUUGUCACUUGCAAUACCAAAUGAUGGGAUUUAUAAAAACAUCUCUACAUUGGAUCAUUUGGCAGCAAUGCCUCAAUGGACUACAGAAAGGCCACUCCGAAUUGCCACAGGGUAUACUAAUCUAGGUAAAGCAUUUGCAAAGGAGAAUGGUCUAAUCCAUGUAACAUUUUUGACAGAAGAUGGAGUAUUGGAAGCAGCUCCUGCGAUGGGUAUAGCUGAUGCUAUAUUGGAUCUGGUGAGUAGCGGAACAACUUUGCAUGAGAACAAUUUAAAGGAAAUAGAAGGUGGGCUGGUUUUGAAUAGCCAGGGUGUAUUUGUUGCAAACAAGAAAGCUUUGGUUCAGCAUAGAGAUGUAUUAGAGAUUGCACAUGAAAUGCUUGAAAGGCUGGAAGCACAUCUUAAGGCAGUUGAAGAGUUCAAGGUAACAGCUAAUAUGCGAGGCAGCUCGGCACAGGAAGUGGCUGAAAAAAUAUUUAUGCACACAGACUUCCAUGGGUUUCAGGGGCCAACAGUGGGUCCAGUCUAUUGGAGAAACAAUGGAGAAGUACGGACUGGUUAUUAUGCUAUAAUGUUAUGCGUACCCAAGCAGAGUCUUUACAAGUGUGUUCGCCAAUUGAGAGCUGCUGGAGGUAGUGGGGUCCUGGUUUCUCCUUUAACAUAUAUUUUUGAUGAAGAGCCAUCUCGAUGGCGAAAGCUACUGGAUCAAUUGAAUCUUUGAGAAUCUUGUACAGUUAAAUUAAGUUUUAUUAAGAUUCUCUUUGAAAAAUUUCCAAAUGACAAAAUAAAAGCCAUGACAUGAUUUAUUUAUUUUUUCGAAGGGAGAAAUUUUAUUAUAAAUUUGAAAUCAAUUUGUAAUAUUUGGCUGCAGAACAUACUCAAAGGUCCUACUGAAUCUUGAAUAUAUUAAUUUCGACUGUUUCAAGCCUAAGGUUUGGAAUUGAUAACUGAAGAGUUCUUAUGAUUUUUGGAUUUAUGGAUUAGCAGUUACAGUGAUUACAAUGAGGUUUGCCAUAAAAGCAUAUUGAAUUUCAUGGGGGAUAGAGCCAUGCCUUGCAGUUUCA
This is a messenger RNA of Cryptomeria japonica (Japanese cedar), 1852 nucleotides long. Its product is annotated as ATP phosphoribosyltransferase 2, chloroplastic. Gene Ontology annotation, molecular function: magnesium ion binding; ATP phosphoribosyltransferase activity. The coding region runs from base 274 to 1509 and encodes 411 amino acids. Gene Ontology annotation, biological process: L-histidine biosynthetic process. Gene Ontology annotation, cellular component: cytoplasm. The record is from RefSeq and is a predicted model, not a curated record. NCBI's taxonomy places the organism in Eukaryota, Viridiplantae, Streptophyta, Pinopsida, Cupressales, Cupressaceae. The transcript is spliced from 12 exons.